Molecule: messenger RNA, 273 nt
Organism: Loa loa (African eye worm)
Lineage: Eukaryota; Metazoa; Nematoda; Chromadorea; Rhabditida; Onchocercidae
Exons: 2
Coding region: 1-273 (90 amino acids)
Source: RefSeq, a predicted model, not a curated record
AUGGAGCAAGGAAAUAGUGCAGUAGAUAAAGGUUCACGGAGCGUUUUGAGAAAUGUGGGACUUCCAAAAUUCUUUCUUUUGGAUGAUAAGAGUAGUGGCGGUAAUAACAUGGAUGUGGAAUUGGAAAAAUGGGCUGUUGCUCCGAGGAUUUCAACAGAUACAGUCUAUACUUUGGCCGCACUUCCGAGCAUUUCCUCUCCCCUUGUUUAUUCUCUUACUUCCAAUAAACUUUCUUCAUUAUGUGAAACCAUUAGUUUGGAGGAGCAUAGUUAA